Fonsecaea multimorphosa CBS 102226 is the source of this 2598-nucleotide messenger RNA. RefSeq lists its product as uncharacterized. The transcript has a single exon. Gene Ontology annotation, cellular component: cytoplasm. The record is from RefSeq and is a predicted model, not a curated record. Bases 1 to 2598 code for a protein of 865 amino acids. Gene Ontology annotation, molecular function: ethanolamine kinase activity; choline kinase activity. Gene Ontology annotation, biological process: phosphatidylcholine biosynthetic process; phosphatidylethanolamine biosynthetic process. Lineage: Eukaryota; Fungi; Ascomycota; Eurotiomycetes; Chaetothyriales; Herpotrichiellaceae.
AUGACCGGACGACCGGCCCUGCCUCCUGGUUCAAACUCUUAUUCUUCCCAUCUCUCUCCUGCUUCCGGUGCUCCUCUCAACAAGCCCAUGUCAUACUUCAGCCUCGACGAUAAUAACCCCCCGGACUCAUGGUCAGGGGGUCCAGGUUCCACCACUCCGGGAACGACGGCAGAGAGCAAAACGCCUGAUGUACGCGCUAUCCUGGCCCAGGUGGCCGACUGGCUUGAGGAUGAGAAGGCAAAGCGACGGAAGCGAAAACAUUAUCGCCAUCACCAUCAUCACAGCAAGCAGUCCAAGACACCCGGCGAGCAGAGCGAUGACCCCAGGUCCAAUGACGCCAUGCUCGACGAUGAACAAGAUGGGUCGCUGGAAAGACUCGAGAGCAUUCUUCAAAACUUCUCGUUCGGCAAUUCUUCGAAUCUCCUCCGCAAGUCUUCGAGCUCUGGCCUGCGAAGAGGAUCCUUAGCCAAGAAAUACAAGCAGCCUCGCUCCGUUCCGGCAUCUUCAGACACGGAGUUCUUUGGCGACGACAUACUUGUGCCGAAUGUCGAGGCAAAGCUGGACAACUCCAAGACGAUGGCUUUCACCGGCGGUUCGGCAGAUGCGGAUACUAACGAUGGUGCGAGGAGGCAGGACUAUGAGCACUGGGUGACCUUCAAAAAGGACAUUGUCCGCUUGACGCACACUCUCAAGCUGAAGGGCUGGCGCCGCAUCCCUAUCGAUCGAGCUGCCGAUAUUGAUGUUGCGCGUCUAAGCGGUGCCCUUACCAACGCCGUCUACGUUGUCCACCCCCCAAAAGAUAUGUCCAGAUACGAUGCCCACAAUCCUUCUGAUCCUUCUGCUCCGCCUGUCCCCAUCUCCCGCCGUCGCCCUACCUCGCUUCUCCUUCGUAUCUACGGUCCACAGGUUGAACACUUGAUCGACCGAGAGGCUGAACUUGGCAUCCUGCGCCGUCUAGCCAGGAAAAACAUCGGCCCUCGCCUUUUGGGAUCCUUCGAGAACGGCCGUUUUGAAGAAUUUCUCCACGCCAAAACCCUCACGGCCGAUGAUCUGCGGGCGCCUGAAACUUCCAAACAGAUCGCGAAGCGGAUGCGCGAGCUUCAUGAAGGCAUCGACCUGCUCGAAUCUGAGCUCGCCGCUGGUCCAGCGGUUUUCGUGAAUUGGGACAAGUGGGUCGACCGGUGUGAGAAAGUGAUCACUUGGCUCGACGGACAGGUUCAUCAGGCGGAGAAGGAGCUCGCAGACGGGACAACAAGGCGAAAGUCAAGAAUACCUGCGCGCUACGUCCGGCGCGGGUUGGUCUGUGGUGUCGAAUGGCCUGUGUUCCGCAGGGCCUACGAUGCAUAUCGCCAGCAGCUCAUCGAAAAAUGUGGUGGCGCCGAGGGAGUCCGCAAGCUGCUGGUCUUUGCGCACAAUGACACUCAAUAUGGAAACCUGAUGCGCCUACAACCCUCUGGCACCUCACCUCUCCUUCGACCAUCGAAUCACCACAAACAACUCGUCGUCAUCGACUUUGAGUACGCAGCACAAAAUCCUGUAGGGUUAGAGUUCGCAAACCAUUUCACCGAAUGGUGCUACAACUAUCACGGUCCUCCGGACAAGAACUUUCAGUGUGAGACGCGACGGUAUCCGGAUGAGCAGGAACAACACCGAUUCGUGAGGAGCUAUGUCAUGCACCGACCACAAUUCAACCCCGCCGCAAGUGCGACGCCCAAGAUGGAGGGGCGGGAGAAGACCAACAUUAGUGAUUUCAUGCUUGAUGCUCGUACUCCUGGAGGCGGAACAGCAAAUGCCUGGUUAGGGAGUAGCGGAUUUGAGGAGGCACCUGAAUUCGAUUACGAUAAAGAGGAGUCAGAAAGAGAAAAGGCCCAGGAAGCAGAAAUUCAAAGGUUGUUGCAGCAAACGAGGCUGUGGCGGGUUGCAAAUUCAGCACAAUGGGUGGCCUGGGGAAUUGUGCAGGCAAAGGUGCCGGAGCUGGAUGCGUUGGAGGAAAAGGAAAAGGAGGAGAAGACCUUGAGCAAACGCAUCAAGGAGAGGAGGAAGAGCGUGACAGAGAUGGUAUCUGCGGGAGAGCAGAAGAUUGUCGAGAAGAUGAAGAACUUGCUGGGCAAGGAUGGCGGCGGGAGACAUCAUCAAGUGGAACACGCGAAUCCAAUGUCCGACCCCCUGACCGAAGAGGAGAAACGGCUGCAGGCGGAGAGUCACUGGGACCGACCGGAAGGACGAGCACAAGAGGAAGCACACCACGAAGGCAAUGGAGAUGUUGUGAUGAAGCACCAGAAUUCCACUGGUGGUAACGCCAUCGACGAGCAUGCCGCAAAGAACACCGAUCUUGAACAAGCGGUCACAAUCAAUGGUGAAGAGAAGACACGUCCCAAUGGCCACGCAGAGACAACACAAGAAGACGACGCAUUGGUGUCCCGCCCGAGCUCUCCCUCGGACGCCGGUGACGAAGAGCCCGAGGACGAAUUCGACUACCUCGCCUACGCCCAGGAACGCGCCAUGUUCUUCUGGGGCGACUGCCUCCGGCUGGGUCUGGUCAAGGAGGCAGAGUUGCCCAAGGAUCUCGUCCAAAGGCUCAAACUUGUGCCGUAUUGA